Mollisia scopiformis is the source of this 1652-nucleotide messenger RNA. RefSeq names its product mitochondrial carrier. Gene Ontology annotation, biological process: mitochondrial L-ornithine transmembrane transport. The record is from RefSeq and is a predicted model, not a curated record. Lineage: Eukaryota; Fungi; Ascomycota; Leotiomycetes; Helotiales; Mollisiaceae. Gene Ontology annotation, molecular function: L-ornithine transmembrane transporter activity. The transcript is spliced from 2 exons. The coding region runs from base 358 to 1269 and encodes 303 amino acids.
AUCAUCAGCAUACUGACAAAUGGUCUGAUCUCCUGAGUCGUCGAGAAUGGUUCUCCAAUGACGUCGGGCAAGGCUGUCAAAAUUUCACCCCUGAAAUCCCCGAAGAUGAUUGAUGCCUUGAGGCCUUAGGCACUAAGUCUAAGCGAAGCACAUCAUCCGCUAUCGCAGCAUGGGCGUCUGUCACAGCUCGGCGAUUUGAACAAGCUCUUUUUCAAGGUAUGCUCAAUUGCACUCCUCUAUCUUUCCAGACAGGCAUAACUAGAAGAGGACUUUAUUACCCUAUUGAAUUCGAGCCAUUGAUCCUAUUCACGAAACGAGGCAUUGAGGGAGGGAUUGUGAGAGGAGGGGUAAUUCGAAAUGGCGGACGCAGCUGCUGAAAUGGAGGAGGGAGGAAUGGUGAGGACGUUGAAGGAUCUUUUUGCUGGAGCUGCUGGUGGCAUUGCUCAGGUACUUCUGGGCCAACCCUUUGAUAUUGUCAAAGUGCGUCUCCAAACCACAACCCAGUACCCCAAUGCUCUCGUCGCUGCCCAACAAAUCUAUGCCAAAGAAGGUCCCCUUGCCUUCUACAAGGGGACUCUCACCCCUCUCAUCGGUAUUGGAGCUUGUGUCUCUGUCCAGUUCGGUGCUUUCCAUGAAGCUCGCCGCCGUCUUGAAGCCUACAACCUCUCCAAAGAUCCCUCAUCUCCAGGUCUCUCUUACGGACAGUACUACUGUGCUGGAGCUUUUGCCGGAAUCGCCAACUCCGUGAUCUCAGGUCCAAUUGAGCAUGUAAGAAUCAGAUUACAAACACAACCACAUGGCGCCGCCAGACUGUAUUCUGGUCCAUUGGACUGUGUACGCAAACUUUCUGCUCACGAAGGUGUUCUUAAAGGAUUAUACCGUGGAGAAGCAGUUACUAUCUUGCGUGAAGCACAAGCAUACGGAGUUUGGUUCCUUGCAUUCGAAUACAUGAUGAACGCAGAUGCAUUACGGAACAAGAUCGAUAGAAAAGAAAUCCCCAGUUACAAGAUUGCUUUCUAUGGUGGAUUGGCGGGAGAAGCACUAUGGUUGGCGAGUUAUCCGUUUGAUGUUGUGAAGAGCAAGAUGCAGAGCGAUGGGUUUGGAGAGAACCAAAAGUUCAAGGGAAUGAACGACUGCUUUAGGAAGACAUUCAAGGCAGAAGGUCUCAGAGGGUUCUGGAAGGGUCUUGCACCGACAUUGUUGAGGGCUAUGCCAGUGAGUGCGGGAACGUUUGCAGUGGUUGAGAUGACCAUGAGAGCGAUAUCUUGAUACGGCGACAAGUGCGUAGGAUGAAAAUAGACGAUACUUUCGCGAGAUUCAACACGAAUGGAUGGAGUACACACAGGAGCAUCUUGAUUUGAUAGGUGGAGCUAGCCUGUCAGACGUCUUUAGAAACCGAAUAAAUGUGCCAGAAAAGGCCAAUAUUGAAUUAAAUGUUCUUCUGUUAAGCAUCCUUUGUGGCCUUCUAGGAACAAUGAAUAAACUGUUUUGAUCAGCAGUAGGGAAGUUUUGUUAUUUCAUUUCAGGAAGACUAAGACACCAGUUUUAGGUUUCGCAAAAUCUUCUGUCCAAUAGAACAUCGCGCAAAUUCUGUCAUGUAGUGAUGGAACUUUUGUUGCACGUCGCUCCAAGUAGGUGAGCGAAUGAGACCA